Molecule: messenger RNA, 675 nt
Organism: Brassica oleracea var. oleracea
Lineage: Eukaryota; Viridiplantae; Streptophyta; Magnoliopsida; Brassicales; Brassicaceae
Product: probable arabinose 5-phosphate isomerase
Source: RefSeq, a predicted model, not a curated record
AUGGAGAUGGAAACUACUACCCCUGUGUUCCGUGUUAACAUCCCAUUCUCAACGGUGACUUCCACGGCGAUUCAGAUGGUGUUCGGUGAUACCAUCGCCGUUGCACUCAUGACGGCUAGGAAUCUAACCAAGGAGGAGUAUGCAGCUAAUCAUCCUGCUGGUCGGAUCGGCAAGAGCUUGAUCUUCAAGGUAUGGAUGUUAUGAAAAAAGAAAAAAGAGCUUUUUGUUUGUAAAAAAGGAAACUUGAUCAUGGAUGAGUUAGUGGAGCUAACCAGCAAAGGAUGUGGGUGCUUGCUUGUGGUUGAUCAUGAUCAUCUUGAUGGAGAUCUUCGCCGGACUCUUAAAGCAAGUGGAGAAGCUAUCUUCAAACUCAGUGUUGGAGAAAUGUGCAACAGGAAGCCGAGGAAAAUUGGACCGGAGACAAUGGCGGUUGAAGCUAUGAAGAAAAUGGAGUCAUCUCCAUCGCCUGUACAGUUUUUACCAGUGGUCGAUGAAGGCAACACAUUGAUUAGAAUUAUUACAUUGCAUGGUUUGGUUUCAGCUGGUCUCUGUUCACGAAGCUGCCUCUAUGUCCGAGUUAUACGCAUAAGUUCAUUCUUUUUACAUAAACCAAAGAUCCAGAAUAUUGGUGUAUGGUCGGUGAUGUUCACAGCCACUGAAGAGUAUUGUGUCUAG